Messenger RNA from Tripterygium wilfordii, 1111 nucleotides. RefSeq lists its product as uncharacterized. Lineage: Eukaryota; Viridiplantae; Streptophyta; Magnoliopsida; Celastrales; Celastraceae. The transcript has a single exon. Bases 116 to 742 code for a protein of 208 amino acids. The record is from RefSeq and is a predicted model, not a curated record.
GCCUUAUGCGAUAGCCUUUGUACAUGCAAAUGGACUCUUCCUCCUAGCAGUGGUUGUUCAGCUGCUUAAGCGACGUCGUAGAAUACUCCCUGUUCUUUCAUCUGAUGAUGUUAUUAUGGCGAAGGGCCGGCGACUGACAGCGAGUCGGAGCGAACGCUUACUCGGAAGCAGCUACAGCUACAACCAAGGAUCCACGGGAGGAGACGAAUCGGAGCUCGGCGAAGAAGAUGUUUGGUCGAUGGUUGAUGAAGCCGAUCGGAACGAGGUUGUUGUGAACGAUUCACAGAGUGAUUGGAGUGCACGCGCCCCCGCUGAGAGCAACGGGAGUAUUUCUUCCAGGAACCGUCGCCGGAUUCCGCGGGAUGGACGCCACGUAGGUGGACUCUCACUGGCUUUCGAAGAUUCUGGCAAAACAGGAUCGGCAAGGGUGGUGCACAAAAUCCGAGCCCAUGACAGCGUGGAAUCCCCACGUGGAGGCCACCACAUGGCCACGUCUGCACCUAUGAACGUACCGGACUGGAGCAAGAUCUACCGGGUCGGAUCAGUCGAAUCGCUGCCCGACUCGGAUGACAACGGUAUGGAUGAGCGCGACUCGGAGAUGGUGCCACCACACGUAUACUUGGCACGCAGUCGGAAAUCCAGCGGGAUGUCGGUUUUUGAGGGCGUCGGACGGACGCUCAAGGGGCGUGACCUCCGGCGCGUGCGCGAUGCGGUUUGGAGCCAGACCGGGUUCGAUGGGUAAAAUCAUUUGCUAAAGCCCAGACAUUAUUAUUGUUUUUAAUUCCUAUAUAUUAUUAUAUACUAUUUUUCAAUUGAUUGGGCAAUGAUUCGGCCGAGUCGGUCGGUGUUUGUGACUGAGCCAACUCGGCAUUGAGUGAGCUCAAUAGAGCAUUAUGAUUGAUGAAGCCCGGAUUGGGAUCUCCCUGUUCUGCUCUGGAUUUGGGUUGGAAUUUUUCUUACCAGGGAAUCCGUCCAUUUCUGGGUUGUGGCAAUUUGGUAAUUUUGUCAAUUAUAAUUCUUAGCACAAUUUUUGUACUUUUCAUUAGUACCAUGUACCCAAAUUUGCUGUAAUGGCCAAAAAUUGUCUCGAAUUUUAGUUGAAUUUUAUGAA